Molecule: messenger RNA, 4004 nt
Organism: Nannospalax galili (Upper Galilee mountains blind mole rat)
Lineage: Eukaryota; Metazoa; Chordata; Mammalia; Rodentia; Spalacidae
Gene: Wdr13
Product: WD repeat domain 13
Exons: 10
Coding region: 220-1677 (485 amino acids)
Cellular component (GO): nucleus
Molecular function (GO): protein binding; promoter-specific chromatin binding
Source: RefSeq, a predicted model, not a curated record
AGCUCCACAGCUCUUUCUGGUAGCAGGCAGCCAUCUUGCCUGGAGCUUGAGAAAGGGAGAAGAGAGACCGAAGGAACGGGUGACGACACUGGGCUCAGGGCCGCCCCGGGGGCCUCAAGAGCCGGAGGCAGCCCCGGAGGUGGUCCUGGAUCCUGGGCUAUGCUCUAAGGCCAGAAAAAGGCUCCCGCGGGCAGACGCACUGUAGAAGGAAGCUGGGGAAUGGCCGCCGUGUGGCAGCAAGUCUUAGCAGUGGACGCGAGGUACAACGCCUACCGCACACCAACGUUUCCACAGUUUCGGACCCAGUAUAUCCGCCGGCGCAGCCAGUUGCUGCGGGAGAAUGCCAAGGCAGGGCACCCCCCAGCACUGCGUCGACAGUACCUGAGGCUACGGGGCCAGCUAUUGGGCCAGCGCUACGGGCCACUCUCUGAGCCGGGCAGUGCUCGUGCCUACAGCAACAGCAUUGUCCGCAGCAGCCGCACUACCCUUGAUCGAAUGGAGGACUUUGAGGAUGAUCCUCGAGCCCUGGGGGCCCGGGGUCACCACCGUUCUGUCAGCCGAGGCUCCUACCAGCUGCAGGCACAGAUGAACCGUGCAGUCUAUGAGGACAGGGCUCCUGGCAGUGUGGUGCCCACAUCGGUGGCAGAGGCAAGUCGGGCCAUGGCUGGGGACACAUCGCUGAGUGAGAACUAUGCCUUUGCAGGCAUGUACCAUGUUUUUGACCAGCACGUGGAUGAGGCAGUCCCAAGGGUGCGCUUCGCCAAUGAUGACCGGCACCGCCUGGCCUGCUGCUCACUGGAUGGCAGCAUCUCCCUGUGCCAGCUGGUGCCUGCUCCACCCACUGUGCUUCAUGUGCUGCGGGGCCACACCCGUGGUGUCUCUGAUUUCGCCUGGUCCCUCUCCAAUGACAUCCUGGUGUCCACAUCCCUUGAUGCUACCAUGCGCAUCUGGGCAUCUGAAGACGGCCGCUGCAUCCGGGAGAUCCCUGACCCUGAUGGCGCUGAACUGCUGUGCUGCACCUUCCAGCCUGUCAACAACAACCUCACUGUGGUGGGGAAUGCCAAGCACAAUGUGCAUGUCAUGAACAUCUCCACAGGCAAGAAAGUGAAGGGUGGCUCUAGCAAGCUGACAGGCCGCGUCCUUGCUCUGUCCUUUGAUGCCCCUGGCCGGCUGCUCUGGGCAGGUGAUGAUCGCGGCAGUGUCUUUUCCUUUCUCUUCGAUAUGGCCACAGGCAAACUGACCAAAGCCAAGCGGCUUGUAGUGCACGAGGGCAGCCCCGUGACCAGCAUCUCUGCCCGGUCCUGGGUUAGCCGUGAGGCACGGGACCCCUCACUGCUCAUCAAUGCCUGCCUCAACAAGCUGCUGCUCUACAGGGUGGUGGACAACGAAGGGACCCUGCAGCUGAAGAGAAGUUUCCCUAUUGAACAGAGCUCACACCCUGUGCGAAGCAUCUUCUGUCCCCUCAUGUCCUUUCGCCAGGGGGCCUGUGUGGUGACAGGCAGUGAAGACAUGUGCGUGCACUUCUUUGAUGUGGAGCGGGCAGCCAAGGCUGCUGUCAACAAGCUACAGGGCCACAGCGCGCCUGUGCUUGACGUCAGCUUCAACUGCGACGAGAGUCUGCUGGCCUCCAGUGACGCCAGUGGCAUGGUCAUCGUCUGGAGACGAGAGCAAAAGUAGGGUCCUGCCAGUCUUCCACUGCCUACUGUCCCCUCCCCAACUCACUCCCAGUCUUGUGUUGUAAAUAAAGUUCUGUGGUUUUGUUGAGGGGCAACUCCCAGGUCUCCCACAUGUAGGCACUAAGGGAGCUCUGGAACCUCCAGUGGAGUGGGGACCACUUAUUCGUGAAGUAAUGUGUUCAUCCAUUCAACAAGCACUGAGUAUUUGCUAUGCUGCAAUGUUUUAUGUAGUCAUGCAUUCAACAGAUGGUAUUGGGGGCCCCAACUGUGUGUGAGGAACUGUCCUAAGAGUGGACAUCGUGCAACUAUGGCCUCAACUAACAGAAAUCCCUGCCCUUGUGGGCUUGCAUCACAGUGGAGGCAAGCACACAGUAGACAAAAGUACAGUCUCUAUAAUUUGAUUUACAAUUUUUCAACUUUAUAACUUUUUGACUUUCCAGUGGUGCAGAAGAAUACCCCUGUCAUGUUUUUCCACUUUCAAUAUGGUGUUCAAUAAUUUACAUGAGCUAGUUAACACUUUCUUAUAAAAUAGACUUUGUAUUAGCUAAGUUUGCCCACCCGUAGACUAAUGUCAGUGUUCUGAGCACAUUUAAGGUAGGUGAGGCUAACCUAGAGUGUUGAGUAUGUUAGGUGUAUUAAUGCAUUUUCAACUUAAGAUAGUUUCAAGUUAAGAUGGAUUUAUUUGACUAUAACCCUGUCCUAAAUCAAGGAGCAUCUGUGUAUAAUAGAAUAGCUAAAGGAUGGUAUGAAGAAAAACAGAGGGAGCAAAGGAAAAAGAGUUGCAGGAAUGGGGUGGGAGAGCUUUUUUUGGUGAUGUCAUCAGGGAAGACAUUUCCUGGCAGGGUGACUAUUUUAAAGAUCUGUGUGAAAAGAGAGGAGUCAGAGUGUGGGAGUAGAACAUGCUCAUUAGAGAGAAAAGUUAGUACAAAGGUACUGAGAGUGGGGUGUGUGACACAGUGUGGCUGGACUGAAUGUGAUAGAUGAGACUGGACAGGCCAGUUCUGGAGGGCUUCUUGGGCCAUGGUGAGGAUCAUCUCUUUUCUUGACUGAAUGAGGAGGUGUGUGUUCUAGCAGCAGUGCAGGAAUUGGGUAGGGAAUGUUGGAUUCUACCUCAGGUUUUUUUUUUUUAUCAUAUUAGGCUGCAAAACUCCCCAAAAUGGCAGCUUCUGCGUGGGUAGGCCCCCACAUUUAUCUGUGCACUGAGCUGUUUCUCACAAGAAGGGAGCAGAAUUAUUGAGUUCUUGGAGUGGGGGCAACUGUGGACACUGAAACUGAGCAAGAGCUCAUGCUGUGAGGUAGAGGCAGUUGGAAAGCUCUGAGCCCACCCAUAUCUCCUCCCAUGUCUACCCAGGGCCCUAAUUUCAGCCCUGGAACAGCUCAGAGCCCAAAUACUAGUGUUUCCUAUUGGAGGGGAGUCACCAAAUAAGGAGAGAUUUCUUGGAUAUUGUUGAGGAGAUAAAUUCCAAAAUCCCUUGUCAGUGGUUAGAAUCACCAAGAAAUUUCAAAGUUGCCAGAAUUGUCAGGAACUCUUGCAGCUACUCCCUGCCAGCUCCAUAUUCUGCAACAAAUGCAUCAGUUUAAACUGUAGCUAACAUCUUGGGACCUAAAGGUCACUCCAGAGUCAUAAAAUCCAACAUGAUUGUUGAGCUCUUUGAAGGAAGAAUUGAAUUUCGUGUUUGUCCAGUCUAUUAUUUAACAGUGUGGUUACUUUCAGCUGAAAGCAUUUCUGACUGGUACUUCCUCCAUCAGAUAGAUGUUAGGUAAUGGUGAUGAGAUAGGGAUAUCAGUGAUCUGGACUGGUCAUGUGGUCAAGAUCAUUUAUGUAUGCCAACAUCCCUAAUCCAGCUGCAGGCUCAGUGAUUUCCUAAGACACAAAACUCAGCAUGUGGUUAUAUUCAUGACUAUAUCUUAAUACAGCUGAAAGAUACAACAAAUGGUACCUGGACACCAGUCAAGGGCCAGUGUUUAAAGGGGCCUUCCCAAUGAUAAAAGUUCAAAUAAGUAUGUCAACUCUUUUUAGCACCAAAUAGAUGCUCAGAUUCAACCAAGGUCUAUAGAUGGCAAGAUAAUUUGAGGAAACAUAAGUUUUCUCUAACUUUCUUCUUUUCUUCACACUGUCCAUGUUCUUUAAUGAGUCUAGUUUCAGGAUGAUUGAUCAUGAAUAUUGUUUUGCAUGAUUUUGUGGGGUGUUCAUCCUUGUGAAUUUUUUGAGAUGACGGAGUUGACAUUCUGCUUUAAAUUCAUCUUGGUAACACUUGACUCACAAACCCAAAAGAAAAUAAAUACUGAGCAAAUAAGAAAGAAUAAUAAAUAAUGUUAUUGGUCAAA